Molecule: messenger RNA, 870 nt
Organism: Mitosporidium daphniae
Lineage: Eukaryota; Fungi; Microsporidia
Exons: 5
Coding region: 1-870 (289 amino acids)
Biological process (GO): poly(A)+ mRNA export from nucleus
Cellular component (GO): nucleus
Source: RefSeq, a predicted model, not a curated record
AUGGAUAGUUCAGGUACAAAGGGCCCUUUUCUCUCUUUUGAUAGCCCAAAGUCGCAAAGGCAACAUCCCAGCCACAAAAAAGGCUCCAGCCAUAAGAAGAACAGUAGCCCUGCUGAUCCAGACAGCUCGUCUUCAGAAUCGCCAGCGAUUGCAGAAGUUAGGCGUGAUUUUGAUGAAGCUCUUCGUCGAGCCGUUCCAUCGAGGGGACGCAAACGGGGCCUUGACGAGGAAACAGAGCUAGAUAGCCAGGCUGCACAUCUUAUCGAUCGCAUGCAAACGGCUGCUUCGCAAGACUCUUAUUGCAUUUCAAACCAAAAGGUGGCUACACAAAAAAUUUCAAUUCUGCCUGAAGUGUUGGAAAAGCUAUCAAGGUUUUAUCGUUUAUUGAUUUCCAAUCAUAGGCGUGACCUGAUCGAUUAUCUUUUGGACAAUCGGAUUUUGGAUGCAAUAAGGCUGUGGCUUGAGCCAUAUCCGGAUGGGUCCUUACCAAGUAUCGAUGUUCGGAAAAGCAUUUUGCACAUCCUCGCGCAACUGCCUAUAGAAAAAAUCCAUUUGAAAGAAAGUGGCCUGGGAAAGGUUGUCAUGUAUCUUUACAAAUCGCCAGACGAGACCAGGGAGAACAAGAAGCUUGCAUAUAAGCUCAUUGAUAAAUGGAGUCGGCCUAUAAUAGGACAUUCUCUGAACUACAAGGAUCUAUCAAGGGUCAUGAGCGCGCCUUCUCAAAGAGACUUGUCGGACUCUCGCCUUCAUUUUAUUGUUCCGCAAUCUAAGGAGAUUGACCAGUCCGGAGCAUAUUCAAAGCAGUCCCACCCGUAUAAAAGCCUGUUGGUUAACAUGGAAAAGCUGAAGCAAAAGACAUCCAGGAAAUAA